UAUUAAAACUCCCCUCACUGCUCCAUCCUCUCUGACACUUGUUGCUGCUGCCUGCUCAGAGAGAGAGAGAGGGAGAGAGAGCGAGAGAGAGAGAGAGAGAGAGGGAGAGGACACCUGAACCGAUCAGCUCUUCCUUUUGGGAUUUCCCGCGGGGAGUGAUGAACUCCAUCGACCCCCAGUCCCAUCACCAGCACCACCAGCAGCACACCUCCCCUACCGUCGGCUCUCUCCCACCUAAAGGCGCCCAGGAGGCCCCGGACAUGGCUGCUGUGUACUGCGACAACUUCAGCAGCAUGUACCACCAGCAGAGUCUGCAGGGCGCGCAGAGACCCGCAGGGUACGGCAUCGGGGAUUACGCGUCGUCUCCAAACCCGUACCUGUGGCUCAACGGGCCGGGAGUCAACUCCUCCGCGUCCUACCUGCACGGAAACAACCCGGCCUCCUUCAUCCCGCCCUCCUACGGCUCCCAGAGGCAGUUCAUUACGAACUCACCUGGUUUUGGAGGGCCAGACCUGGGCUGGCUGUCCAUCGCCAGUCAGGAGGAGCUCCUGAAGCUGGUCCGGCCGCCCUACUCCUACUCUGCGCUCAUCGCCAUGGCCAUCCAGAACGCGCAUGAGAAGAAGCUGACCCUGAGCCAGAUCUAUCAGUAUGUGGCAGACAAUUUCCCCUUUUAUAAGAAGAGCAAAGCCGGCUGGCAGAACUCGAUCCGGCACAACUUGUCACUAAACGACUGCUUCAAGAAAGUGCCGAGGGACGAGGACGAUCCAGGAAAAGGGAACUACUGGACGUUGGACCCGAACUGUGAGAAGAUGUUUGACAACGGGAACUUCCGCAGGAAAAGAAAAAGGCGAUCAGACCCGAGCAGCUCAGGAGGAGCAGCAGCGGUCGGAGCAUCAGGGGCCACAAAAGUGGAGGACGGCAGGUCAGCGUUAGGGGCCUCACUGAAGCCCGCGGACAGCCCUCAGCUGCUGGGGCCGUCCUCGCCGGAGAUGGAGCCCAUGAACGAGAACCACAAGACCUCCUCGUCAUCCUCGCCCCCCGGACUGUCCUCGAGCGCUCCCUGUUUUAAUAACUUUUACAGCAGCAUGUCCACGCUCAGCUCGGGGGGCCCCAGUCGUCAGGGGUCUCUGGGACUGGUGAACGAGCUGUCGAAUAGGAACAUUACGGCCCUGAGCCCGUACCACCUGAACCACGGCGGGCAGGACACGGGGGCCGCAGAGCACGGCGAGGGCCUGCAUUUUAACCGUGGAGUGUACUACAACACGUUUGGCGGCGGGCAGAGCGGACAGUUCAACGGUCACUUCUACAACAGCUUCAGCGUCAACAGCCUGAUUUACCCACGGGAAGGGAGCGAGCUAUAGGAGCUGAUUCAUCGCAGCAUCACACGGUUUUAAGAGACCAGAACACUGACUUCUUUUCAGAGAGGAAACCUGGUGCAUGCUGGGUAGCUUCUCUGCAUCACAAACACAAAUAUCCCGUCAUGAGUCAGUUCACUGGAGAGAUCAGAAAGUUCAUUGACGAGCACUCGAACUGUGGAAACACCAGCCUGAAACAAAAACGAGCACUUAUAUAUAUUUUUUGAAACUACUCCUUUAAAGCUUCUUCUUUGCUCUUCAUGCUAAAAAAAAAAAAAAACACAUGCAAAGUCAGAACCACUGAACACUUGUGUCUUGUGUAAUAUUUUUAACCCCUGCUCUAGACAUCCUCUCCUCUUGUGGUGGAAACCCACUCGGACAUGUUUGAUAUGUAAAUGUACGUUUGAUAUUUUUGCCAGUUUUUGCCAAAUCUAGCCCAAAAUUCUAGUUGAUGAAAUGUCCAAUCAGCUUAAGUCUGCCAAAGUUGCCUUUGUGAGACCGCCGUUACCUCAAAGAGACAAUCACGAUGAUGAAGAGUCCUGUGAAUUCACACAGGCUCCAAAUGCAGUAACAAUUGAUUUAAUACAAAUAUAACCCGCUUGCCUUAUUUUUAUACCCUCCAUGUUGACUGAAACGACAGCACUGCAGCUCUUGUAAAUACACGUGGACUCUGAAAAGUUUGUAUUUUUGUAAAUUAUAAAGAUAGUUUGUGAUUAUUUAUGCUAUUUAUGCUAAUAGGCAUUGUUUUCUACUGUUGUCUGAACGUAGUUUGAUUCAAGCAGAGGUGAAUAUUAGCUGACAGAACGCGCUGAAAACAGUAUCACUGAAACACAGAUGUCAUAAAUCUAUAAAUAUAUAUAUUAAAACUAUAUAUGCUAUAUCAUGGUUUCUCUCAGGAUUCAGUGUGACAAUCAUUGAACGGCUUUUGUAUCUAUUU
This is a messenger RNA of Notolabrus celidotus (New Zealand spotty), 2292 nucleotides long. RefSeq names its product forkhead box I2 (gene foxi2). Gene Ontology annotation, molecular function: RNA polymerase II cis-regulatory region sequence-specific DNA binding; DNA-binding transcription factor activity, RNA polymerase II-specific. Gene Ontology annotation, biological process: regulation of transcription by RNA polymerase II; anatomical structure morphogenesis; cell differentiation. The record is from RefSeq and is a predicted model, not a curated record. NCBI's taxonomy places the organism in Eukaryota, Metazoa, Chordata, Actinopteri, Labriformes, Labridae. The transcript has 2 exons. Bases 159 to 1361 code for a protein of 400 amino acids.